This is a messenger RNA of Nematostella vectensis (starlet sea anemone), 1992 nucleotides long. Its product is annotated as vesicle transport through interaction with t-SNAREs homolog 1A. Bases 174 to 833 code for a protein of 219 amino acids. Gene Ontology annotation, cellular component: Golgi apparatus; ER to Golgi transport vesicle membrane; SNARE complex. The record is from RefSeq and is a predicted model, not a curated record. Gene Ontology annotation, molecular function: SNARE binding; SNAP receptor activity. The transcript has 8 exons. NCBI's taxonomy places the organism in Eukaryota, Metazoa, Cnidaria, Anthozoa, Actiniaria, Edwardsiidae. Gene Ontology annotation, biological process: retrograde transport, endosome to Golgi; vesicle fusion with Golgi apparatus; Golgi to vacuole transport.
GGCCUUGAACUGCGCCAGGUGAUCGGAAAAGCUGGCUACAUUCAAAAUGGCGGCUCCGUGCUAACCUGCGCUCUGUGCUUGAAGGGCCAAAUUCUUCAACUCAUAACUUCUUUAUUCCUUACUUUUACAUGUUUUAACCCACCGUAAAUACGCCUAAUACAUAAUUUUCCACGAUGACUGAAUUAUUUAGCCACUACGAACAGCAGUUUGGGAAUUUGAGCGCAGAAAUUACGGCAAAAAUUUGCAAGAUCCCUAAUUUGCAUGGAGAGGCGAAACGAAAUACUGUCGCCGAUGUUGAGAGGUCGUUCGAAGAAGCGAAUGAGUUGCUCGAGCAGAUGGAUCUAGAGGCAAGAGAGAUCACUGGUCCAGAAAAGAGUAAACUAUCAAACAGGCUAAAGACUUACAAGAAUGAAAUGAAAAAAUUUAAAGAUGAUUUGAAAAAGGCUCGAAUAGCCUUCUCAGACCAAGAGGGGAGAAAUGAACUUUUGGACAGUGAAGAUGCUCACAACUCUGAAGACCAGAGAACAAGACUUCUAGACAACACAGAAAAGCUUGAUAGAAGUGGGCGUAGACUGGAGGAAGGCUACAAGAUGUGUGUUGAGACAGAACAAAUUGGUGUAGAUAUUUUGGAUAAUUUAUACAGAGACAGAGAAGUCAUUGACAGAUCAAGAGAAAGGUUACGUGGUACAGACCAACACCUUUCCAAAAGCUCAAGAGUCCUGUCAGCAAUGAUGAGACGAGUCAUUCAAAAUCGCAUCAUUAUGGCCAUUAUCUGCCUGGUCAUCCUAGCUGUCAUCGCCAUCGUCAUCUACUAUUCCGUAAAGAAGAAAUAGAAAUGCUUCUGUGACAUGUUUUGCAAGUAUCAGUCAGUUCAGCCUGCAGCAAGAAACACUCGAGCGUCUAUAGGGACAAUAAAAGACAGGUACAUUUAAAUAUGGAAUAUGUAACAUUGGCGUCUCAAGAGGGUGGCUAGUUAUGAGUCUGACAGCUUAAAAAGUAUGAGUUUGAUGGUUAAUCUUUGAGGUAAACUGUUUGUCUACUGAGAAAGUAUUUAGUUUCUUAUAAUAGAAAAUCAAAAUCUGUGUUAAAAUUAAAAAAUCAACACAUUUCACAAUUUCAUGUUUUGUGGGCAAUAGGCAUGUUUACCAGCCGUAUAUGUGACCCCACACUAUUGUCUCCACCCUCUGUAGUGGGGCGAUGGAUCAUCAGACUGUAACGCUCAAUGUCGACUUUAGAUAGAGCCUAAGUGGCAGUGCUUUCUAUAAUUAGAUCUUGAGGGCUAUAGAUAAAGAUAUCAUGGGGAAGGGGUUCACUUGGGUGAAUAGAAUAGCAGUCAGAUACCAUAUGGAAAAGACAUUUGAUAUUUGACUAUCUCUCAAUAAGAAAUUAACUUCUUGCCAUGGGGGGUAUUUAUUGCCUCUUCCCCUGCACACUCCCCUAACUACUUGGGGUGUAAACAGGAUCCAAGAGAUGUUUAGAGCAUUUUGGCUGUUGCAUUGAAGUGAACACAUUAUUAUGGAGCCCAGUGCUUCUUGUGAGUUUUCUAUUCCAGUUUCCAAGAGAGAGCUGUGUCGUAGCAGGCCUCAAGUUAUUGUGGGGGGGGGGGGGGGGGCACAACACAGAAACAUUAAGAAAAUAUUGGGGGAGGCACAGCCACGCCUACUAGUAACUAACUACUAACUUACUGCUCAUUUCCUUAUAAUUUGUUUAAUAUUUGGGGGGGGGGGGGGGGACGUGCCCCCAGUGCCCCACCUCCUGCUACAGCCCUGGGGAGGGAGGUGUAUAUCUUGUUGUUAACCUCCAGAUUAUAUCAUUAUCAAGACAACCUAUUUAUUAUGGCAAUAACACAAGGCAUGCUCAUUUACAAAUUUUUUUUUUUGGUGUUUUAUUCUUUUUUCUUAUUUUUUAUUAUCUUAAUGUUAAAAUCACUAAUUGUUUGUGAGUAAAGAACAGAUUACCUUACACUAUCAAUAAACAAGAUAUUAAAUGUGA